CUCACCUCCCUCGUCUCAGCAGCCAUGGCCUCACCUCAAUCCAUCCCCGGGCCUUCCUCCCCGCGGCCUCAUUCCCUUCGCAGCGUCGACAGCACCUCCUCUUCGCCGCUCGAGCUGUCCAGCGCCACACUUGCGCUCCUGGGCCAGUUCCAAGAGCAGAAGGCCGAGGAGACGGAGCGCUUUCGCCGCCUGGAAGAGCAGGCGGAGAGGAGGAGAAGAGAGGCCCAAGGCGCAACAUUGGCGCCGAGAGAUGGAGAGGGAGAGAACGAGGUGAAGCCGGUGGGAGAGGCGCAGCGGAUGAGUGUCGAUGAGUUCAGACGCGACUUUGGCGAGAGUUGGCAGUUGUCGCAGUUCUGGUAUUCGGCCUCCUUCUCCUCGCAUCUCGCCUCUCUCGUGCACGCCCAGCUCUCCUCGUCGGACGCGACGCUGGCCUUCAUCUCCUGUCCGACGGCCUACGUGGGCUUUCAGCAUGCAUACGACCGCGGCAACACGUACCUGCUCGAGUACGACACGCGCUUUGCGCUGCUGUCGGAGCAGGAGUUCGUGCGGUAUGACCUCGACGAGCCGCUUGCGCUGCCUGAGGGUCUGAAGGGCAAGGUGGACUUCAUGGUCGUCGAUCCGCCGUUUCUGAAUGAGGCGACGUGCCGCAAGGUGGCGCAGAGCGUGCAGGCGCUGCUGGCGCCGCACGGACGCAUGCUGCUGCUGACGGGCCGCAGUGUGUCGGACACGGCGAAGCGCGUGUACAAGGAGGUGGCGGGCGUGCAGCUGCGAGACACGCAGCUCAGCGUCGAGCAUGCCGGCGGCCUGGCGAACGACUUUGGCGCCUGGGCCAGCUGGCAGGGCGCCGAGGAGUGGGGAACGAGGCAAUAGAUGGGCUUGCCAGACGCAAG
This is a messenger RNA of Tilletiopsis washingtonensis, 890 nucleotides long. RefSeq lists its product as hypothetical. Gene Ontology annotation, biological process: methylation. The transcript is spliced from 3 exons. Gene Ontology annotation, molecular function: protein-lysine N-methyltransferase activity; nucleic acid binding. Lineage: Eukaryota; Fungi; Basidiomycota; Exobasidiomycetes; Entylomatales. The record is from RefSeq and is a predicted model, not a curated record. The coding region runs from base 25 to 870 and encodes 281 amino acids.